AAAUGAGAACUGAAAGCUUCGUGUUACUGUUAUUCGUAAUUGGAAUUUCAGAAGUUUUCUGCUCCACGCUUCAUUUAAACAAGACAAAUUUCGAAAGGGAUGAGGUCAGUGGUAUUGACAGUAUUGACAUUGGGGCUUUUCUCAAUGAUACUGCUGGUGAUAUGUUAAAACUGUUGCUGGGAAAGUAUCCGAAAUUCAUGGAGAUUACAGCAAAAGUCGUCAACGCAACGACUUUCAAUAAUACUGAAAGUCUUGAUGAAGAAUACUUGUGCAGGCUGAUCAUUUCCCAGUUGAUUGCGACUGAGGAUUCAUGCAGGAAGAUUGCCGCACCACCUAAGUGGUGUGAAGACACUGCCUUGAACGUAACAGCAAAAUCAAUUAACGGAUCUUCUCUUCAACAGCUGUGUAGCAAUGUUAGCACCAAUGCAACGACAUCGACGACUUCCAGACCAUUAACAACAACAGCAACCACAACAACACUACCAACAACAAAAAUAGCAACAACAACUAAAAUUACACCAACAUUGAUAAACAUUACAGAUUUUACCGGCAUACCACCAAUUCCUGUAAUAGAACUAGAACUAGAAAGGCCAGGUGGGGGACAAGGCCUAGGUGGGGGACAAGGCCUAGGUGGGGGACAAGGCCUAGGUGGGGUAGGAGGGCAAGGUGGCGGAGGAGGGUUAGGAUCAUCAGGACCAAUGCCCCCACCUUUACCUGAGGUAGUGCUAGAAAAGGGCACUGAUGUCGCAAGCACAUACUUUUUUGCUGCAAUACAAGUGAUUGCCAGGACCACGAUCAAUGUUUUCGAAAAGCAGAAAGUUAAUGCAGUGAAAACAAACGGCACUACAACAAACAACUUGACAACUAUUGUCUAUACAGUGUCACGCGUUGGGUCUGAUAAUAGAAAAUAUUCAAUUCUCUCGGAUUGCGGAAACAGUUUAAGUCUUGUUGGCAUCAUCCUUCUCCUGCUAGAAUAUGGUCUAUGUAAGCAGAGGCUCUCUCUUUUUGAAAGAAAUAUUGUAUCUCUGUGUUGCACACUAUUUGUAUCUCAUGGACUACAGUUACUGCUGACACAUCUUAAUGACGUCAGAUACUUUUGCAAAGCAGGCGGAGUUUUGCUUCAUUGGGCUCUGAUGGCUAGUUUUAUGUGGAUGUUAACUAUUUCCUAUGACAUUUUCAAAACUUUCAGAGGAAUGCAUCAUGUUGGCAGCGACAGAAGCAGUAGACGGUUUAAGAAAUACGUCAUUUUCGUCGCUAUGUCUGCUACAACUAUUGUUUUGCUUUGUGUCUUCCUAGGGAUACCAAAAGAAGACUUUUCAGGCUACGGUUACCAGGGGAAGUGCUUUGUUGCAAAAUUUUGGGCCAACCUAUUUGCUUUUAUUGUCCCUGUCGCUCUUGUAUUAUUGACAAACACCAUGCUUAUGAUUUCAACACUUGUAAAACUUCGUUCACUGCAGAAGAAGAGCAAAAAGAUGUUUACGACUGACCACAGCAAGAAUGUUUCUUCAAGGAGAAAGGUUGUCAUCAGCGUUCUUAUGCUCAAGCUAUCCAUCCUGUUUGGUUUGGGCUGGCUUUUCGGAUUUAUAGCCAACGCAAUCAGUUCAAAUGUACUGAUGUUCUUGUUCGUAGCAAUGGCCUCACUGCAAGGUUUCUUAGUCUUUCUUUGUUUUGGUUGCCAUAAAGAUUUUUAUUCCAAAUUUUGCCAACGACAGCAGGCACAUGAGGUCCAUGUCCCUUUAACAACGAAAUCACAACAAGGAACUGUAACUGAGACAUCAGAGGUCCCCUGAUUUUGCUUGCAUUAUCAACCUCCAGAGAUGCUUUGUAUAAGGACAGUGCAGGAAUGCAUGUACAGUAGACGGAACAUGGACAUAAUUCGUCUUUAUCUUUGCUGUAUACUUGUAUCCCUUACUAUCCAACUAAGCUGCUUGUAUAACGUAUUUUCACUAUACCCUAAGGAUAUCUUUAAUGCUUUAAAUAUGAUUUUGUUUUGUAUCGCGACUUUUUAUCUUUUGUCAAAGAUGGAAGACCCUACUCCUGCACCUUUACUUCUCUUGCUUGAUCGCUUAGUUCAAUACUGUCGAUACACUUUCAACUAUGCAUAAAAACGAAACGUUUUAAUGGGGUAUAUAAAGUACAGUUUAAUUUUUUAAAAAUGAAAUACGGUAUACCUGAAGUAUUUUGUUACCGGGGAAAGUAAAAUUUGACUAGAAAUUCUAGUUUUGAAAAAUUUGACUCUCGAUUGAAACAAAUAACUUUAAAAACAAUAAGUCUUCUAAAAAAUUUGCAAAACAUCCACAUAGAUCUCGAGCUAUGAAAAGACAACGAGGGUGUUCCAUUGCCAGAUUUUUCCCUUAGCGCUGCGCUCUAGCCAAGCCUUUUAAAAAAGAUGGACAGGAGGAAACCUUUUUGCAUUGAAUUGAUUAUAAGAGAUUGAACAUUUCAUCUCCAUCUUUGGUAAGGCCAACAAAAACUUAAACUUCUUGGAUGUAUAAUCUAAAACUACAAUAAACUACAUACACUGCACAUCCCUGGAACAGCAAUAAGAAUAAUUAAUUUCUGUAUAGAAGGCCCCAGGUGCUUCAUCAAAAAUUAAAGUUAACAGUAAAGGCGACUUGUUGCGUUCGACAAUAAGAGGAGGAAACCCACGUGGAAGGUUGGAUUCCACGCCAUUCCAUGCAGAUCAGCAGGGUUGCUUAGCAGCGGAUAUCACAUGUUCAAAAAAUAAAACCCAGUACUUCUCCCAAUGCCAAGUAUCUAAUUGCCAAAAGUUAGGCCUGAAGUCGUUGUUAUGAAAAGUAAAUUCAUUCUCGCUUUUCUGCUGUCUGCGCUUGCAUUGAAUAAAGAAAUCAGUGGAAAGCCGGUGGGGCUUUGUCCAGGUAAACGGUAUGGCGACUUAAUGACUGGGCAGCAUGAUCAUGGCGAUCAUGAACAUGAAGAGGGAAGCGAGGAACAAAAUGAGGACACAAGCGUGUCGAUGAAUGACGAUGAAUUGAACCUGGCCAUAGAAAAGACAAU
Molecule: messenger RNA, 3018 nt
Organism: Rhopilema esculentum
Lineage: Eukaryota; Metazoa; Cnidaria; Scyphozoa; Rhizostomeae; Rhizostomatidae
Biological process (GO): G protein-coupled receptor signaling pathway; cell surface receptor signaling pathway
Cellular component (GO): membrane
Molecular function (GO): G protein-coupled receptor activity
Source: RefSeq, a predicted model, not a curated record